Aureobasidium namibiae CBS 147.97 is the source of this 585-nucleotide messenger RNA. RefSeq lists its product as uncharacterized. The transcript has 2 exons. Lineage: Eukaryota; Fungi; Ascomycota; Dothideomycetes; Dothideales; Saccotheciaceae. The record is from RefSeq and is a predicted model, not a curated record. Bases 1 to 585 code for a protein of 194 amino acids.
AUGCAAACUGACACGCUGGAACAUCAGACAAUGGCAAGAGCGGUGAUGCUGCCAAUCAACAACUUCAACCCGGGCACACCCCGUCUCGAUGGCGUGGAACCUCGUCUGAAGCAAAUGAUUGCCAACUCCGAUGCCCUCGACAGUCAAGUGAGAAACAGAAUGUUCAACGCUGCAUUCGCACCCGAAGCCAUAAGGGCAAACCAGACACGCCCAGAAAUCUCGGAGCAGACUACUGCUGAAGUCCUCACUGCUCUUGACUCUCUACGCAGAGUAGGAGAGUACAACGCUCGCGCAAAGGAGUCGAGACAGUUUCUGGUCGACACAUUGAAGAAGUACGACAAAUCCGGUGCUAGUGCUGCUAUGGCUGGAGCAGAACGCAGGAAGAGUAGUGCAGCUGGUCCGGCCCCCGUUGCGCCAAUGGGAGGAUCUGCUGCUGUGGCUACUGCGGAGACCGGAAAGAGGAUGCUCGGGAGUCCGACAGCGGCCAUGGCGAAUGCUGCUUUGCCUGCUCCUUCUGCGGCACAGACAUUCCCCUACACGAAUACCUCCAACAUUGAUGCGAGCAGGGAUCCUAGAAGACGCUAG